AGUCGAAGGUGUUUCUUGUUUUGACUUUCAAAACUUUUUCGGUUCGGUAUUUAAACGCGAUUUUUAUUCUUUUGGGUUAGUCCUUGGCUUCGACUGCAAGUUAAUUAAAGCUUCUGCGAAACCAGAAGAAACUUUCACCGUCAAUUCUGAAGUUUGCGAAAUAAUUUCUGCACUUGUUUGUACUACAGCUUAGUAGGACUCAAAAUGAGUUACUAUCUGGGACGAAGCGACUACAGCAGCUAUCGUUCAAGUUAUGAGCCUAGAAAGUAUUCUUCUUUAAGCAAAUCAAGCUACGGCUCUGGUUCCUAUGGAAGCUCUUACUCCAGACCAAGCUACGCGGACUCCUAUUCAUGGAGAAACAGCUCCAGCCUCUCUUCGUCUUACAAGCCUAAGACCUACGACAUUGGGUCGUCAAGCUUUAGUUCUUCAUACGGGUCGAGAUAUGGAGACUCUUCAUGGCGAACCAGGGACUUGACGAACAGAGAUUCUUCAAGUAAAGAUUACUCGAGCACUACCGAGGAUAGCAAAGAUUACUUGAGCAAUGACGGCAAUUCAACUGAGGAAAGCUCGAGCAAAGAUGAUACGGCUACUGAAGAAUACUCCGCAAAAACUGGCAAGGAUGCUUUAGCUAAAGACUUCAGUGAGCAAAACCACUCAAGCAAUGGUAGUGAUAUGGCGAAGGAGGAAGCAAGAGAAUCCUUCGUUAAGGAGUUUUUUGAUAAAGAUAAUUCUGACCAGGAAUCACCUUCUAAGACCAAAGGCCCUUUAUUCAAGGACUUUUCAAGCACUGGAAGCUCUGGUAGGAACCUUUCUUCCAGAAGGAGUGAAAACACCUCACCCAAGGAGACGAAAGAUUUCUUGGGCAAGUAUGGCUCCGACAGUAAACAAAAAAAUUAUUUAAAUAAAUAUCUAAAAGAAGAUGACAAAGGAAAAAUUACGAAUGGUGAAGUGAAAGAUUUCUCUCAAACUAAUGAUGCUUCGUCUUACGAGAAAGACAAAUAUGGAAGAUACGGUUUUUUGAACUCGACCAAGAACUCAGGUCAUCGCGACCGGAACGAUUACACACUCGACGACAAGACCGCGAAGGAAGAAAGAAAAUUCACGCCAAAUAAAAAGGUCUAUAGUUUUGAAGAUGUCAUUAAGGAAGAUACAAAGGAUAAUGCCUUAUUCGCAUCGAGGGGGAGUGAUUUUGACGACGUCGACUCCUACAAGCCUAAACAAUCUGGAAGAAUCAAUGGUGAUAGUCAUGGUUCAUUGUACAAACCAAAGAAAAGUUACUUCAACCAAAAGAAUAAGAAUUCAAGAGAUUCAAGCCAGGAAAACCGAUAUUCUGCACCCCAAAAAUCAAACGAGGACGUCAGCUACUCACAUCCUAAGAUGAGAGGCCGGGCAAGCUCGGAUUCUGGUCCGAGGCCAGUCUCGCUCCAUCGACCAGAAAUCCAGAAGUUCAUCUCAGUAGUUCCUGAAGAAAACCGUUACAUCACGUCGGUGAACUACCUUCCAGACCGCAUCGAGCUUCGCCUCUGUGGGACGACUCCCAAAGAAAAGAAAAUCAAGAAAUGGCGAUCCAUUCCGGACUUGUACAACAUUACCUUGAAACCACAGCAGUCUGGCGAAGAACAAAUUUCGUGCGAGGAAGAAGCGGUGGCUUAUGCCUAUGACAGCAGCAAUGAGCUCCUUAACUACAGCAUGCCUAAACAUGAGCAUAUGAAAGAGAUGUAUGUCACUCAAUACACCCAUCACUUCGACCCUGAAGAGCCUCGAUCUCACAUCGCAGGUUGGAAAGUCGACGUUGAGCCAAACGGCAUCCCACACGAGAGGUCCAGGAUGUGUGUGCUUAAACACCCGGUAGUGUCGGGGCCAAAUAAACACCGGCGCACUCGACCUAAAUCUGCCCCUCCGAUGAUCCCACUUCGCUCGAAGAGCCCUGAGGAACCUAUUCGUUUGCAACAAGUAGAUGUUGUGGACCGGGGGUACUAUACGUCACCCAGAUCAAGUCGUGCCUCCGAAAGCGGGUUUUACAACGGUAUCGAAGAUAGUACUGAUGUUUCUUCUCUGGGUUAUGCUCCAAGCGACGAUACUUCUGAUUCAUCAGCCUUCCUUGAUCCGCGCUCUCCGAACAACAAGGAUUCCAACUUCUCCUUCAGCAAACCAAAGUUAAUCCGACUUUCCGCCGAAUUCCCAGGAAUUCGGAAUCUAGAAAAAAUGAGACGGAAACGACAAAGUAUGGGAUCCGCAACAUCCCCAAGACCUCGGUCCUCACUAGGCCAUUCUCCGUCAUCAAGGGACGGGGAGUAUGGAUUCUUCGUGGCACUCACAUCCGGGGAUUCACCUAAAUUCCAGAGUAAAUCAGGACGUUCUUAUUCACAUUACUAAAAGAGUUAUAGCAUAGUCAACUGCGCAUGCGGGAGUGAAAGGUGUCCAGUAGUGAUGGCGGACUCACGUGAAUCUGUCCUGUCACAAUGAAAAGCUGUUACCAUAGUGAAGUAUCUUGGGACCAUCUUCGUUUCAUAUAAACUAGACAGUAAUAGACAUUAGCCAGUUGAAUCAGUCAUUAAGCUUAUGCACUCUGAAAUGCACUGUAAAUAUUAGUUUUGAUUUGCACUCAAAAAAUCAUAUGGCUCGCACAAUUCGUUCAACAAACAGAUAUCAUAAUAAGUUACUUAAAUGUGUCAAAGGCAAUAGACCUUUUUAUAGCUUGAGUUUAAUGCUUUGCCCACUUUAAACCCCGUGUCAUUA
Actinia tenebrosa (Australian red waratah sea anemone) is the source of this 2739-nucleotide messenger RNA. RefSeq lists its product as uncharacterized. Lineage: Eukaryota; Metazoa; Cnidaria; Anthozoa; Actiniaria; Actiniidae. The record is from RefSeq and is a predicted model, not a curated record.